AUGGCCUCCCUCACGCGCUCCACCAGGAGGGCGAACACUGAAGGGCAUCUUCACCAUCCUCCAGCCGUCCCCGUUCAGCAGCAGCAGCAGGCCUUUGCCGCCGCGAAUCCGAACACUGUGACGCGCGCCCACCCCCAAAACAUCUCCGCCUACCACCACACACAGCUGCCUGGUCGCACCAAGCGCUCCCUCGAAAAGGCAGAUCUCGUCGAUUUUGACAACCCAAAAACGAAGCGACCGCGUUCGAGUAUCGAGAUCCUGAUUAAACCAGCUCCCCAGAGCGUCAAAUCCGCUGUUGCGAACGCGACUGUUGUCCCCAGCGUCGCCCCAACUCCGCAACCGACCACGACCACGACCACCCCCCUACCGAAGCCGACCCCGAAACAACCCGCUCAACACGUCGCGACAGUGCAUCCCCUGAACGACGCCCCAGCUAUCGCGACCGAUAAUGCGCCUCAGUUGACGAAACACCAAGAAAAGGUCAUCAGCGGUAUUAAACAUGAGCUGGAUCGUUUGCAGCCCCGCGAAGGCGAUACCCACACAAAGGAGGGGGGCCGCAAACUGCGCUCCCAAGAAGCCACCCGUUUCAAGAGCGAUCUGUCAGCCUAUUUCCCCGAGUAUGACGAGGUCAUCGGGAACGACCCCAAAGAACAACACUUGUUGAACGUCGACACCCCAAUAGUCAUUUUUGACUCGAACCCCACACGUCUUCAGCCGGCACCGUGGCUUCCCUUUACCAGUGCGGAACCCAGUGCGCCAAACGACUCGUCCACGACCUCCCACAAAGUGCCCAUCCGUGGCUACGGCGACGCACUGUUCACCGACCUUGUGGAUGCCCAACGAAUCGACUUUGACUUCCUUGGAAUUUCUCACAAGAGAGAACCUGUCGAGGACCCCCUUCCCGAUGCCUCUUUCGUGCCCUCGCACAAGAGGGCUGAAAGGACGGAGAGGUCCAUCCGCAACACGGAACGCGGUCGGGCUCAACAUGAGAAGGAUCAGAUCGCUCGUUUACUGGGUGGUCUGCAGGGUCAUGACUGGCUGCGAGUCAUGGGUGUCAGUGGCAUAACAGAAAGUCGAAAGAAGCAGUAUGAGCCGGCGCGGCAGCACUUCAUCAAAGGCUGUCAGGCCAUUCUCGAAAGGUUUCGACAAUGGAGCCUGGAGGAGAAGCGUCGCAAGGCCGAAAAAGAUCGUGCUCUGGCGGAAAAAGCCGAGGCCGAGGAAACGAGCGAGGACGAUUCUUCAGCGGCUGCGAGUGACGAGGACGUCGACGAUGACGACGAUGAGGCUGGUGAUAUCAGCGACGGUGAUCCCCCGGGCCAUUCUGAUGAUGAGUCCGCUACCAACCAGCUUCACGAUGAAGCGUCAGCAAGGUCAAAAGGAGCAAAGAACAGUAAGAAGCGCCCAAGGGCGGCAGCACAGCCUCGGCCACCCCCGAAGCCGGAACCGCCAAGGGAAUUCAAGUCGUUCUUCAAGAAGAGGUACGAGCGAGACGCGGCCCUACACCGGCAUAGGCGGGCGGGCCGUAAAGUGGUGGCAUGGGGACUUCCGAUACCAGAGAUACCCGAGAUCGAUUUCGAUCUCCCCGAAGAAUUUCGUGAUGAGGAGACGUUGAAGAUGCAGGCGCGAAAGAGGCGCCGCGACCGCCGAGGCAGACACUGA
Molecule: messenger RNA, 1659 nt
Organism: Colletotrichum karsti
Lineage: Eukaryota; Fungi; Ascomycota; Sordariomycetes; Glomerellales; Glomerellaceae
Exons: 2
Coding region: 1-1659 (552 amino acids)
Cellular component (GO): SAS acetyltransferase complex
Molecular function (GO): histone acetyltransferase activity
Source: RefSeq, a predicted model, not a curated record